AUGGAAAGGAUUGCAAAUGCACAGUUGCAAGCAAAUGAAGAUAGGAAGAUGGCAAAAAACUUGGAGAAAGAGGCUAUGGAUGCUAUAGAAGCUUGGAGAGCCGCUUUGGAGGAGAGGAUUACCGCCAACGAGGAGAGGAAGUUGUCUUUCGAGGAGAAGAGGCAAGCCACCGAGGAGCAUCUACGCCUAGUGGAGGAGGAGAGGAAGCUUUUCUUGAUGGAUACUUCCCACAUGGAUGAUAGGCAAAAGGAGUACAUCAACCUUGCUUGCGAUGAAGUGUUGGACAAGAAGAGAUUGUUGAUAGCCAACAUGAACACACUCACGGCCGGCAUGUUUGGAGGAGGCAUGCCCAUGUUUGGUGGAGGUAUGGGAAGCAUGGCCGGCAUGGGAGGCAUGGCCGGCAUGGGUAGCAUGCCCAUGCCCCGCAUGGAAGGCAUGGCUGGCAUGGGUAGCAUGCCCAUGCCCGGCAUGGGAGGCAUGGACGGCAUGGGAAGCAUGCUCAUGCCCACCAUGGGAGGCAUGGCCGGCAUGGGAGGACCAAGCUAUGGUGGAGUCUUCGGAGGGACUAUGGGAGGCUCGAUGAGUGAUGUGGAGGUCGGACUUGCCGCGAUCAAUAGAAUUAAAGCAAGACAAAGAGCAAGAAUUAAGUGGCUCAAAUUAGGAGACGCAAAUACGAAGUACUUCCACUCUAGAGCUACACAUCGAAAGCAGAAAAUUAGAAUCCAGUCCUUACAAUCUGACAACGGAAUUGCAACAUCCCCGCUUGAAAUUGAAGAAGCCGUUUUUGAGCACAUGACCAAGAUUAUGGGCACAAGCGUACCUAGCGCUGAGCGCUUCCAGUGGGAAAAUCUAGACCUUUCAGUUCCGGACCUUUCAGAGCUUGACGCGGUAUUCACCAUGCAAGAAGUAAAAAGUGCGGUUUUUGAUUCGCCUGUUGAGAGAGCACCUGGACCAGACGGGUUCUCAGGAGGGUUCUUCAAAACUUCAUGGAAUGUCAUCAAAGACGACCUGCUGAGAGCUCUGAACAAGUUAUAUGAUCUGAAUGAACCAUCCUUUAAUAGCCUCAACACUGCCUUCUUCGUCUUGCUGCCAAAAAAGGAAGCCCCAUCUCAAAUUUCCCAUUACAGACCUAUCAGUCUAAUCCAUGCUUUUGCUAAAUUGGUUUCCAAAAUCCUUGCGGCACGGCUGCAGCCUAGGAUGGACGAGCUUGUGUCGCCAUGUCAAAGUGCCUUUAUCACUGGAAGAAGCAUCCAGGAUAAUUUUUUGUAUGUCCAGAACCUUGCCAAGCAUUACCACAAGACUAAAACACCCGCUUUGUUGUUCAAGCUUGACAUAGCAAAAGAUUUUGACACGGUCUCUUGGGUCUACAUUUUGGAUAUGCUUGAAGCACGUGGUUUCCCAUUACGAUAUAGGAAUUGGAUCGCGCUCCUUUUUAGGACGGCUUCCUCCAAGGUGCUUAUUAACGGGGUUCCGGGGCACAUCAUUGAGCACCAGAGGGGUCUCAGGCAAGGGGAUUCUCUAUCCCCUUUCCUGUUUGAUCUAGUGAUGGAGCCCUUGCACCGAAUGCUUGAUCUUGCAACCGAUGGUGGUGUCCUGUCCAAGCUCCGCGGAAAACAGUGCACCUUCAGAGCUUCCUUUUAUGCUGAUGAUGUCGCACUAUUCAUCAACCCCUCACAACAUGACAUUGACGGACUCUGCGAGAUUCUGGCAGGCUUUGGGAGGGCCACAGUCCUCAUAACAAACCUUGCAAAAAGCUCAAUAACUCCGAUCAGCUGCGGAAACGUCAAUGUGGAAGGCCUUGCUAGCGCCAUUGGCAUCAUGGUUACUCCUUUUCCGUGCAACUAUUUAGGGAUGCCCCUAUCGAUCAAGAAACUUACAAAGGCCGAUUGGCAAGCGCUACUCGACAAGGUUGAUAGAUUCCUUGCCACCUGGAAGGCACGGCUGAUGAGCAAAGAUGGCCGUCUGGAGAUGCUAAACUCUGUUCUCACCUCUCUUGCGGUUUAUCUAAUGACGAUCAACGAGAUGCUGGUCUGGGUUAGAAAGGAGUUUGACCGUCGUCGAAGGGCAUGGUUAUGGGCUGGGGAAACAACCUGCAAUGGUGGCAAAUGUCGGGUCAACUGGAAACAAGUUUGCAGGCCCAAAGCCUUGGGAGCAUUGGGCGUCCAUUGUAUCCAAGCAUUCGGCACCGCCCUUCGGCUUAGAUGGAUGUGGCAGAAAUGGAAAAAGCCCAACAACCCGUGGGCGCAUAUGAAGAUCCCGGUGACCAAGAAGGAUAAGGCCUUAUUUGCGGCUGCAACUACCAUCAAGAUCGGCAACGGUGAAACUGCGAAUUUCUGGUCUGAUAGGUGGCUGUUCGACCAGAUGCCUGCUGAGACUGCCCCCGACAUUUUCAAAAUUUCCAUAAGGAAAAAUAGGACGGUCAAAGAUGCCUUGACAAAUGAAAAGUGGCUCUUGGAUCUACGUCAUAAUCUUGACGUCCAACAUUUGCCGCAACUUCUUAAGUUGGCAGAACUGGUUGAGUCGGUGCAACUUACAAAUGAGCCGGAUGAUAUUUUGUGGCGGUUUGGGAGCAAACAAGUAUACACUGCUCGUUCGGCAUAUAUGGUCCAGUUCUUAGGCGCCGUCAAAACUGACUUCACCAAAUUAGCUUGGAAGGGGUGGGCGCCGGCAAGAUGCAAAUUCUUUAUUUGGACCCUUUUGCUGAACCGUGUUCUCACGGCCGACAAGCUGCUACAAAGGCAAUGGGACAAUGAGUAUUUAUGUCCUCUGUGCCGGAGAAAUCUUGAAACGGCCACUCACCUAUUCACAGAAGGCGACUACAGCUUAAAAGUGUGGGCAGCCAUGGCAGAGUGCUUCAACAUGAACCAUCUGAAUCCUUCUUGUUGGAUUGGCAAGGACUUGUCGGUCCAUGAAUGGUACAAGUCCCUCUCAGAUAAUCAAACAAAACUUCAAAGAAAAGAGACAUUCCCGGCUACGAAAUUGGUUUGCUGGGAAUUAUGGAAAGAGCGGAAUAGACGGAUUUUUGACAAAAAGGAGUUACCUUUGCCUGCCAUGAUCUCUAGAAUUAAGGACGAGGCUGCUGCGUGGAGACAGUCCGGUGCUCCACUCCCUUUAGUUGCGGUGUAUGGAGGGACACCUUUCGACCCAGGUUGA
Lolium perenne is the source of this 3153-nucleotide messenger RNA. RefSeq lists its product as uncharacterized. The record is from RefSeq and is a predicted model, not a curated record. Lineage: Eukaryota; Viridiplantae; Streptophyta; Magnoliopsida; Poales; Poaceae.